UCCUCUACCAUUCUUAGGUGGAGUUCACUUAAAGUGUAACAUGCAACCGUUCUUAGAAGCUUGCUACUCCUUUCCUUUGACCUCCACCCUAGUUGGUCCGCCCUCUGUCAUGAAUAUCAAACUGCUUUUGCAAAAUGGCGUAACCAUAUAUGUUGAUCAUGAAGUGAAAGUGAUCCUCUGAAAUACAACAUGUGGUUCAUAUUAUUUGCCCUUUAAAUUUGUGCACACCUCUGAAAAAUACAUUUUAACUGGUAUUUCUUAGAAAUACAUUUAAACUACUCUUUGUUAUAUUUCUCCUCAACAUCUUAUGUAUUUAACACCCUACUAAUUGUAGCUAUACAGGAGAAUUUGAAGAAAAAAACAUAGUAAUAAAUGCUUCUUUGCUCGCGGAAAAGGUAAUAUUAUGGUACAAAUUCAGUUUGUCCAUACAACUCUAGUAUUUGAGACCAGAAGGAGUACUUAUCGGAAGCUAGUGGUGCAAGGGGUUCCCUUUGGUUUCUUCGUAUAUUUACUUAUUUUAUUAUAUUUUGAGUACUCUUACUAAAAAUUCUGACUCCGUUAAUGGUCUCUAUUGUCGUAAGUUUCUAGAUAUAUCUAUUCAAUUAUCUUAACAAUCAUUUUUUCCUUGCUCAAACACUAACAAAUGCAACAUACAUGUAACCAGAUUCUUGAUUAAUUGCCAACUGCGUCCACACGGCAUCUAGAAUGUCAAUCUCAGACAUGGUCAGCACAAAAUGCAUAAAAGAGGUUUACUCACAGUAGAAAGGGUCUUUUGGGCUUAUAUAAAGCCCCCACAGCCUAAGAUCAAAAUGUACCAUUUCCAAGUGAUCACUCACAAAAAUAAAAGUGUCCCAACAAUUAGUUAAGAUGGCUAAAUCCAUAGCUUUCAAUUCCUUGGUUUUGAUCAUUGCAACAAUUGCAUUUCAUUCAUCACUAGUCAAUGGAAAGAUAUCAAGUAGCAUGUAUGUCAAUUGGGGUGCUCAUCAUUGUAAAAUGCUAGGCGAUGAUCUUCAACUUGUUCUUGAUCAAUCUGCAGGUUCUGGUGCACAAUCAAAAAGAUCAUUUCUCUUUGGUAGCUUUGAAAUGCUUAUCAAGUUGGUACCUAACAACUCUGCUGGAACUGUCACAACAUACUAUCUAUCUUCUACCGGUGCAAAGCAUGAUGAAAUUGACUUCGAGUUUUUAGGAAAUAUGUCAGGACAACCUUAUAUUAUACACACAAACAUUUACACCCAAGGUGUUGGAAAUAGGGAGCAACAAUUCUAUCCAUGGUUUGAUCCAACUGCUGAUUUUCACAAUUACACCGUUCAUUGGAACCCCAAUGCUGUGGUAUGGUACAUUGAUGGUAUUCCAAUUAGAGUCUUUAGAAACUACCCACUCCAAGGAAUUCCAUUCCCAAACCAACAAGGAAUGAGAGUCUACACUAGCCUUUGGAAUGCUGAUAGCUGGGCAACUAGAGGUGGCCUUGUGAAAAUUGAUUGGAAUAGUGCACCAUUUACUGCAACUUAUAGAAAGUUCAGGCCAAGAGCUUGUUAUUGGAAUGGACCAUUAAGUAUCGUUCAAUGUGCUAUUCCCACAAGAUCCAAUUGGUGGAAUUCCCCUUUAUAUAAUAAAUUGAGUGCUGAUAAGUUUGGUCAAAUGAACUCCAUUAGAAGCAAGUAUAUGAUCUAUGAUUAUUGCAAAGAUAUGAAAAGAUUCAAGGGAGUUAUGCCUACUGAAUGCUCAUUGCCACAAAACUAGAAGGACAUGGUCAAAGUGAAAGCUGCUCCAUUGGAUCUUUUUUUUUUUCUUUCCAAUAAAUUCUUCAAUAUAUUAAUGUACUAAUCUUGAGCUUCAACAUUUUGCUUCUGUUUUUUUUUUUUUUUGAGCAAGAUCUUGCUUAUGAGUUGAUCUCAUUCAUGUACUCUAUUCUUUAAAGUAAAAACUUGAUUAUUUUUAUUAACGACUUUUCCACGA
This is a messenger RNA of Lycium barbarum (goji berry), 1956 nucleotides long. Its product is annotated as probable xyloglucan endotransglucosylase/hydrolase protein 26. Gene Ontology annotation, biological process: cell wall biogenesis; xyloglucan metabolic process. Gene Ontology annotation, molecular function: xyloglucan:xyloglucosyl transferase activity; hydrolase activity, hydrolyzing O-glycosyl compounds. The coding region runs from base 868 to 1740 and encodes 290 amino acids. Lineage: Eukaryota; Viridiplantae; Streptophyta; Magnoliopsida; Solanales; Solanaceae. Gene Ontology annotation, cellular component: cell wall; apoplast. The transcript has 4 exons. The record is from RefSeq and is a predicted model, not a curated record.